Molecule: messenger RNA, 2863 nt
Organism: Myxocyprinus asiaticus (Chinese sucker)
Lineage: Eukaryota; Metazoa; Chordata; Actinopteri; Cypriniformes; Catostomidae
Product: far upstream element-binding protein 1-like
Exons: 19
Coding region: 75-2009 (644 amino acids)
Biological process (GO): regulation of DNA-templated transcription
Cellular component (GO): nucleus; cytoplasm
Molecular function (GO): mRNA binding
Source: RefSeq, a predicted model, not a curated record
GUCAGUUCUUCAUCAUUCAGGCGCGUAGCGGCCAUCUUCCUUCAGCUCGAGACGAGACGACUGUUCCCUCAGACAUGUCCGACUACUCCAGCGUGGCUCCGCCGUCCUCAAACUCCGGUGGAGGGAUGAAUGAUGCUUUUAAAGACGCCCUUCAGAGGGCCAGACAAAUUGCGGCGAAAAUAGGAGGUGAUGGGGUUGCUCCCCCUCCAACCGCCAAUGAAUUUGGAUAUGGAGGACAGAAAAGACCCCUUGAAGAUGCAGAUCAACCAGAAACCAAAAAAAUUCCACCGAGUGACCCUUUUUCUGCUGUAAUGGGAGGAAUGGGAGGAAUGGGUGGCCCACCAAGGACUUUAUCAGAGGAGUUCAAAGUUCCAGAUGGCAUGGUUGGCUUCAUCAUUGGUAGGGGAGGAGAACAGAUAUCAAGAAUGCAGCAGGAAUCAGGGUGUAAAAUACAGAUUGCUCCAGACAGUGGUGGCAUGCCGGAGAGGUCAGUGACGUUAACAGGCUCACCUGAUUCCAUCCACGCAUAUCAGCGGCAGCGCUGCCACCUACUGAAUCAACAGCCAGGAGCUGCAAAGAGGUUACUGACAGAAAUUGUAGAGAAAGGCAGACCCUCCCCAGCUUUCCACCACAAUGAUGGCCCAGGAAAUUCCAUUCUGGAGAUCAUGGUCCCUGCCUCCAAAGCAGGCCUGGUCAUCGGAAAGGGGGGAGAAACAAUCAAACAGUUACAGGAACAAGCUGGAGUCAAAAUGGUUAUGAUUCAAGAUGGGCCACAAAACACAGGUGCUGAUAAACCACUCAGGAUCUCUGGAGAUCCUUUUAAAGUUCAGCAAGCCAAAGAUAUGGUAAUGGAUCUGAUUAGAGAUCAGGGAUUCCGGGAACAAAGAGGAGAGUAUGGUUCAAGGAUAAGUGGAGACAGUCUGGAUGUCCCUGUGCCAAGGUUUGCAGUGGGAAUUGUGAUUGGCAGGAGUGGUGAAAUGAUCAAGAAGAUUCAGAAUGACACUGGUGUAAGGAUUCAGUUCAAACCAGAUGAUGGCACCACACCAGAGAGGAUCGCUCAGAUCAUGGGGCCUCCAGACAGGGCACAGCAUGCAGCAGACAUCAUAACUGACUUACUGAGGAGUGUGCAGACUGGAGGGCCUCCAGGGCAUGGAGGCAGAGGGAGGGGCCGUGGACAGGGAAAUUGGAACAUGGGUCCCCCAGGAGGUCUGCAGGAAUUUAAUUUCACAGUCCCUACUAUGAAGACGGGCCUCAUUAUUGGCAAGGGGGGUGAAACAAUUAAGAACAUUAGCCAACAGUCUGGAGCCAGGAUAGAGCUGCAGAGAAACCCUCCACCUAAUUCAGACCCAAAUAUAAAGAUGUUCACAGUGCGCGGAUCACCCCAACAGAUUGACUACGCCAGACAACUGGUUGAGGAGAAGAUUGGAGGCCCAGUUAGCCCUAUGGGUGGCCCUCAUGGUCCUCCUGGGCCCCAUGGAGGUCCUUCACAUGGCCCACCUGGCCCACCAGGAGCUCCUGCCCAAAUGGGCCCAUAUAAUCCUGGACCCUAUGGCCAGGGCCCUCCAGGACCACAUGGUCCUCAAGCACCAUACCAGCCUCAAGGCUGGGGCAAUGGAUACCCGCAUUGGCAGCAAGGACAGCCAGAUCCCAAUAAAGCAGCGGCUGAUGCUAAUGCCGCCGCUUGGGCAGCCUAUUAUUCCCAGUACCAGCAGCAGCCCCAGGGCCCCAUGACACCCACAGCAGCUGCCCCAGGCACAACCCAAACCAACGGACAGGGUCAAGGACAGCCUCAGCAGGACUACACCAAGGCAUGGGAAGAGUACUAUAAGAAACAAGGUCAAGCUGCCCCUCAGGCGGCAGCUGCAGCAGUGGCGUCUCAGCCAGGAGGUCAGCCAGAUUACAGUGCAGCGUGGGCGGAGUAUUACCGCCAACAGGCAGCGUACUAUGGUCAGGGUACCCCUCAGUCAAUGGGAGCUGCUCCCCAGGCUCAGCAGGUACACUACCAAUAAACUCGCACAUCUCUCUCUUUCCUUUUAUUGCGUUUGGAACUCUUAACUUAAAUGCCAUUUGGUAGAUGUGCAUGUGUACCCAACACCCCCCCAUCCCCCUCUCUCUUUUUUUUUAAUUUUACUUCCACAGGUUUAGCAGGUUUCCAGAUGAGUCAUCAAAGCAACACUUAACCAAACUCUUUCCUCCUCCAGCAGGCUUCUUUUUAUUUAUUUUUAAUUUUUAUUUUGGGAGGAUGAUGCAUUAAUGUUUCUGCUCUUAACAUGUUGUGUAUUUCUUAUGUAUUUCUUCUGCACAGGGCCAGUAAUGUGAAGUGGACAUAAAGUAAAUGCUACAUUGUCAGAAAAAAACCUUUGUUAAAUGUUUGGAUGCAGACGCCAUGAAGAUCUUAAUUUCAUUGGUCUGAUUGUUUAGAUCACAGAUCGGCUCAAGUAUAUAUAUAUAUAUAUAUAUAUAAUUUUUUUUUUCCUUUUUUCCUUGUUUUUUGCCACUCUUGUAAAUGAACGGUUUGUUUUUAGUCAGGUAAUAUUGGUCAUUCCAGCUCCUGUAUCUCAUGUAUCUCACUAUGUAGUUUAAGACUAAACGAUAGUAAUUUACAUGUAAAUCAUCUCAGUUUUAAUAUGAUAUGCAUGUUGUGUUUUGCAAUAAAACAAAAUGAAACCUCCUGUGUUGGUAAGUGGGGUGCAAAGGUGGGGAAUAUUUUGUAAAUUUUAUUUCCUGUUUUAGGACAGGGUGGGGGUGUUAUGUCUGAAGGCACAGAUAUUUCUCUCUCUCUCUCUCUCUCUCUCUCUCUCUCUCUCUAAAUUUAAAGAAUUGAAAUUUUGCUCUCCUGGGGUUUUUUUUUUUUGGUUUUUUU